Camellia sinensis is the source of this 1025-nucleotide messenger RNA. RefSeq names its product Rhodanese/Cell cycle control phosphatase superfamily protein. Gene Ontology annotation, cellular component: chloroplast. NCBI's taxonomy places the organism in Eukaryota, Viridiplantae, Streptophyta, Magnoliopsida, Ericales, Theaceae. The record is from RefSeq and is a predicted model, not a curated record.
GAAAAUCGGUUAAAGAUAAGGAGAGAGAGGAAGAGAGAGAAAGAGAGAGAGAUGGCAAUUCAACUGAUACAGUUCCACACCUUAACUCAUGACACCCAACCAAAGCCACCCCUCUCCACCACCACCACCAAUCACCACCGGUUAUCAUCUCUACAAGUAAAUGCAGUUUCCGGGAAAGCCCAACAACUCUUACAGUCCGGCACGGUCCGGCCCAUAAGGCCCAAAGAUGCAGCCUCAGCCAUGGAGUCUGAAGGCUACAUAUUACUGGACAUAAGGCCUGAGUGGGAGAGAGAGAAGGCACGUGUGAAAGGGUCACUGCACGUGCCACUCUUUGUCAAGGACAUGGACAAUAGUCUUCUAACUCUGCUGAAGAAGUGGGUUCAUUUUGGGUACAUUGGGUUAUGGACUGGCCAAAAUUUCACAAUGAUAAAUCCAGAGUUUGUUGAGAAAGUGGAAAUGGAGGUCCCUGAUAAGGACACUAAGCUCCUUGUAGCUUGUGGUGAAGGACUUAGGUCUAUAAUGGCGGUUUCAAAACUGCACGAAGGAGGAUAUGGGAACUUGGGAUGGUUGGCUGGAGGAUUCAAUCGUGCCGGAGAAGAUGAUUUCCCCAAUGUUGAAGGGACUGAAAAAUUGCAGUAUGCCACAAUAGGGGGGGUGUCCUAUUACUUCCUUCAAUUGCUUGUAUUGUUACAAGCUGUGGGAAACAAGGCUUAAACCUUCUGAUGGUGGCUGUGAUUAGUUUCUCAUCAUAUUUUGUUUUGUUUCUGGUGUGUCCUUGUCCAUUUAAGCAGAAGAAGGUAAUAAUGCAUUUUGAGCAUACAAAUUCAGCUGAUUAUCCAAGUAUUCCUGUCCACAUGUUUAGCUUAUGUGAUUUGAGGAACAUAGACACUAUGCAACCUAGAAAAAACUCAAAAAAGUGUCCAAAAAUUUGAAUCUAUGAUGUAGAUUUAAACUUGGAUGGUGUAUGCCACAUCCCAAAAAAAAUAUGAUUAUACAUUCCAAAUUCUAGAUUAUUUUUCUGGGUA